Messenger RNA from Prinia subflava (tawny-flanked prinia), 2881 nucleotides. RefSeq names its product G protein-coupled receptor 161 (gene GPR161). Gene Ontology annotation, biological process: G protein-coupled receptor signaling pathway. Lineage: Eukaryota; Metazoa; Chordata; Aves; Passeriformes; Cisticolidae. Gene Ontology annotation, molecular function: G protein-coupled receptor activity. The transcript is spliced from 8 exons. The record is from RefSeq and is a predicted model, not a curated record. Gene Ontology annotation, cellular component: recycling endosome; plasma membrane. The coding region runs from base 192 to 1925 and encodes 577 amino acids.
CGGGGCGGGACGGCGGGAGGGGCAGGCCCAGCGCCGGGGCCGGGGCCGUGCCCAUGGCGGGGGAGGCCCGGGCCGCGGCGGCUGAGGGGCGUCACGGGAGCCCCAAGCAGGAACAUCCCGCUCCGGCGGCGGGCGGAAAGUACAGAUAAAAAUGGAAAAAAGGCGUCUUUCCAGACUGACAGUGCUGCCUAAUGCCACAGCAGCCACGCAGAUGGAAGUGUUUCUGUUUGGUGUUGUCCUCUUCGGUGUGCCCAUGGGCAAUUUACUGCCCCUUCACUUGCCCAUCUAAAAUAUGCAGUUUCCUGCAUACUACAGCUGCUCAGCAUGUCUUGGCUGCUCCAGAUCUGCACACUCUGACCAUGAGCAGCAAUUCCUCCCUCAGCAAUGGGAAGGCCCUGAGGAACCUGACCACGGAGGAAGAUGGGGCAGUCAGAGUCACGGAGUCCAUUGCUAUAAUUGUCAUUGCCAUCUUCAUCUGUUUGGGCAACCUGGUGAUAGUUGUCACUCUGUAUCGCAAGUCCUACCUUCUCACCUUGAGCAACAAGUUUGUGUUCAGCCUGACCCUCUCCAACUUUCUGCUCUCCGUGCUGGUGCUGCCGUUUGUUGUCACCAGCUCCAUCCGGCGAGAAUGGAUCUUUGGGGUUGUUUGGUGCAAUUUCUCAGCCCUGCUCUACAUGCUGAUCAGCUCGGCCAGCAUGCUCACUCUGGGACUCAUAGCUAUAGACAGGUACUACGCUGUGCUGUACCCGAUGGUUUAUCCGAUGAAGAUAACGGGCAACAGAGCAGUGGUAGCUCUUGUGUACGUGUGGCUGCACUCCCUUAUCGGCUGCCUCCCUCCCCUUUUCGGCUGGUCCUCCUUGGAGUUUGACCAGUUCAAGUGGAUGUGUGUGGCAGCCUGGCACAAGGAGGCCGCCUACACGGCCUUCUGGCAGAUCUGGUGCGCGCUGCUGCCCUUCGUGGUCAUGAUGAUCUGCUAUGGAUUCAUAUUCCGCGUGGCAAGGAUUAAGGCCCGCAAAAUCCACUGUGGGAGUGUUGUCAUUGCGGAGGAGGACUCGCAGAGGAACGGGAGGAAGAACUCCAGCACCUCCACGUCCUCCUCUGGCAGCCGAAGGAACGCUUUCCAAGGGGUCGUUUACUCAGCCAACCAGUGCAAAGCCUUCAUAACCAUCUUGGUUGUCAUCGGGGCUUUCGUCAUUACGUGGGGACCUUACAUGGUGGUAAUAACAUCAGAGGCACUUUGGGGUAAAAACAGCAUUUCCCCUGCUUUGGAGACGCUGGCUACGUGGCUGUCCUUCUCCAGUGCCAUUUGCCAUCCCCUGAUUUACGGGCUGUGGAACAAGACGGUGCGCAAGGAGCUCCUGGGAAUGUGCUUUGGGGAUCGCUAUUACCGCAAGUCCUUUGUUCAGCGGCACAGGACGUCGAGGCUGUUCAGCAUUUCCAACAGGAUCACAGAUUUGGGACUUUCUCCUCACCUUACUGCCCUCAUGGCAGGUGGGAGGCCCCUGGGAAACAGCAGCAGCACAGGAGACACGGGUUUCAGCUGCUCACAGGAUUCAGGAACAGAUACAAUGCUUCUGGAAGAUUACAGCUCAGAUGGCCCUCAUGCCCCACACUGCAUCUGUCCCCCUCGAAGGAGGAGUUCAGUGACAUUUGAAGAUGAAGUGGAACAAAUUAAAGAAGCUGCAAAGAAUUCUGUUCUUCAUGUGAAAGCUGAAGUCCAUAAAUCUCUGGACAGUUACGCAGCCAGUCUGGCCCGAGCUAUAGAAGCUGAUGUGAAGCUCAGCCUGUUUGGGGAAGAUGCUUUACCAGGAGCCCUGUUCCCCUUGUGGACUCUGGCAGGAAGCAGUGGGAACACCCGGCGUGGUGCCAGGCCCCACGCCAGCCAAAGACUGAAGCUGCAGAGCAUCGAUGAAGGGAACGUUUGACACGAGCACUGGAGCAGGAAAACAGAAAAAACAGAAUGAAACCACUAAGCAGGGCCUACUGCAGCUGUACCACCAGCACCAGCACAACUUGACUGUUUCCAGCGUUUUUCCAGCUCCUGGAAACAGCCGGGUUCUGGUACUUCAGAACGCAUCAGCAUUUCACAGCAGUGUUUGUUUACUGGCUAGGGUGCUACUGACUCUUCUGCCACGUCAUUAUCACACAGUGCAUAGGAAUGCAGGGCUUGAUUUUAUUGACCAGAUCAUUAGUCAGUUCAAUCUUGGGUCCGUUACUGGCCAAAGCCGAUACAGGAACAAAGCAGAAAAGGUAUGUGCAGUGUUUAAUUCAUUGUUACAUCCAUCCUCUUCUGACCACCAAGAUAAAUCAGUUGAUACUUGAUAGCUGGAGUGCUCUGAUAGGAGCCUGUGCGUUGGAUAGUACAUAAAGCCUUCCUGUCUCAGAGUCCCAGCUGAGGAACGUGGACUGCACUAAGGGCAAAACCUGAACUUUUCUGAGAGCUCCUGCAGAUUAUGGUCCUUCUUACCUUUGCUAGGGGAUAUUUCAGCCAUCAGAAUGCCAGAUCUGACAACUGGACUGUGUUUUGCUUCAGCAGCAUGGGACACCAGCUCCUCUGGAUGUUAUGAAUGGGAGUAAAAAUGUGCUGGGAACAGCAGAGAGAUGGGAUUUGAGAAAAUCAUUAGAGCAGAAUUCUUUGUUUCUCUGAGAACUUCAGCUCAUGUCCCUGAUUUUGCUGGUAUUAAAAGGGCACUCUGAAGCUUGACAGAAUAUAAAUAUUACCACUUCAUAUUCAGGAUUCAUCUUCUAGAGAGAACAGUUAGCUGGUUUUUUUUUUUAAAUCGUGAGGGAAUGUAGUAUUUAAGCUGUAGUUACCUCAGUGCUUCUAUUUCUUGGAAUAUUAAUUCACUAAUCUCAAAAAUAAGAACAUUUGGCACUUACA